CUUGAAUUUCCACCUCUGGCUUUAGGUGACGGCGAAACAUUUGUCCGGACACCAGAGGUUCGGUAUGGUAGGGACGUUGACGCCUACAAUAUGGAAUAAUAGACACCAAAAAUGUGCUGCUCCGAUUUUCUCAGAGUCAUCAUGGUCGCCUUCAAUGGCAUCAUUUUCGUGGCAGGGGCCGCCAUCUUGGGCGUGGGAAUCUGGGUGAAGGUGGACAGCGGUUCCCUGCUGAAGAUCCUAGAGCAGGUAGAAAAUACGCCAGCGGAGCUCAACCAGAUCUUUUAUGUGGGCUACCUGCUGAUCGCGGUGGGGAGCGUGCUGGUGCUCCUCGGGUUCCUGGGCUGCUGUGGGGCCAUCAGGAAGAGCCCGUGCAUGCUGCUGACGUUCUUCAUCAUCGUGCUCUUGGUCUUCAUAGCUGAAGUGUCCGGGGCGAUCGUCAUCCUGGUUUUCAAACCUCUGGUUGAUACACUAAUCGAAAAAAUAGGCCAUGAAGCGGUCCAAAGGAUCAAGGUGGAUUAUGGGAAAAAUCCGAACUUUACCGAAGUUUGGAAUGCUACCAUGGAUGGGCUGCACUGCUGUGGAUUUUAUAACUACACAGAUUUCACAGACUCUCCUUUUUACAAGAAUAAUGGACACUCCUACCCUCGGAUGUGCUGUGACAAGAGUCCCUGUAACCUGCAAACCGCCGACACCUCGAAUGUGAGUGGCUGCUAUUUUGAGCUGGUGAAUUUAAUAGAGAAUAAUGCAGUUAUCCUGGGAGCAGUGGCCCUGGGAAUUGCUGCGCUGGAGAUUGCUGCAAUGGCGGUCUCCAUGCAACUGUACCGGAAGAGUUCGCAAGAACACUGAGACAACGGAGCAGAACAGAACAGUCUUUGUCUAUCUACCCGUCUGUGUCUUUGUACCCUCGAAGCAUAUUUUCAUAUUUUACACCCACAGAAUUACAAUAUAUUGUGCAAAAUUACACUUUGAUAUACAGCCAUUUUACGUUGUUUUAAUCUGAAAACAUACGCUUGCUAAUUGUAAGAGCAAAUAUUACAUUAUUUAAGAGUUCAAAUGUAUUUUUUAUGUAUAAAGUUUUUAAUUUAGAUUUUCAUGUCAACAGGAAAAUACUGUGUGGUAUUUAGCAUUCAGUGAAAUUAGACUGAAAUAUUAAAAUGCAUGUCACAGAA
Molecule: messenger RNA, 1169 nt
Organism: Brienomyrus brachyistius
Lineage: Eukaryota; Metazoa; Chordata; Actinopteri; Osteoglossiformes; Mormyridae
Product: tetraspanin-1-like
Exons: 8
Coding region: 112-846 (244 amino acids)
Cellular component (GO): membrane
Source: RefSeq, a predicted model, not a curated record